ACAUGUAUCAAGUGUGCAUUGGUGUCUGAAAAAAUGCGAACUUCAUUUUCUUUCGUUGAGAAUAUCCAUCCAAAUACCAAAUUGAUGUGAAAUUUCUGCCACUCCCACUCUUAAUCGAAUUAGCAUAUAUAUAUAUAAAAUGGGUCCUCCAAAAAAACCCAGCAAAAUGAAGAAAGAUCUGAAGAAGUUUCAGAAAGUGAAGAAGAAGAAGAAAAACAAGAACAAUAGUUCAAAUAAGUCAAUUCCGUUAGAUAAUAAAGCCAUUGAUUGUGAAUGGUGGGAUAUCUUCUGGAACAAGAACUCUCCUCCUCCUAACCCAGAUUCAAAUUCACCCCUCAACGAAGAAGAAGGUUUCAAGCAUUUCUUUCGUGUCUCCAAUAAGACAUUCGAGUACAUCUGUUCCCUUGUAAGAGAAGAUCUAAUCUCGAGACCGCCUUCAGGCCUAAUCAACAUCGAAGGAAGGCUCCUAAGUGUCGAGAAGCAAGUCGCUAUAGCGUUAAGAAGAUUAGCAUCCGGCGAAUCCCAAGUUUCGGUCGGAGCUUCCUUCGGAGUCGGCCAAUCAACUGUCUCCCAAGUGACGUGGCGCUUCAUUGAGGCAAUGGAAGAACGGGCCAGGCACCACCUCAAAUGGCCCGACCCAACUCAAACGGGUCGGAUCAAAUCCGGGUUCGAAUCAUUGACGGGUCUGCCCAACUGCUGCGGUGCGAUCGACUCGACCCACAUAGUCAUGACCCUGCCCGCCGUCCAAACCUCGGACGACUGGUGCGAUCAAGAAAACAACUACAGCAUGUUUGUACAAGGCGUUGUCGAUUUCGAGAUGAGGUUUCUUGAUAUCGUCACGGGUUGGCCGGGUGGCAUGCCCGUUUCGAGGCUGUUGAAAUGCUCGGGUUUUUACAAACUAUGCGAAACCGGCGGGCGGUUAAAUGGUGACGCGAUGAUGAUGUCAUCACCGUCAUCGGAGGGUGAGGAGAUUAGAGAGUAUAUAGUGGGUGGUGCUAGUUACCCUCUUCUUCCGUGGCUUAUAACUCCGUUUCACGAACGCGGUGACUAUGAACACUUCAAUCCAGUUCUUGAAAAUGCGAGAUUGGCUGCGGUCAAUGCGUUUUCGUUGUUGAAGGGUGGUUGGAGAAUCCUUAACAAGGUGAUGUGGCGACCGGACAAGAGGAAACUACCUAGUAUUAUCCUGGUGUGUUGUUUGCUUCAUAAUAUUAUUAUAGAUUGUGGGGAGAGUUUGUGUUCGGAUGUUGCUUUGUCGGCUCAUCACGACUAUGACUAUAAAGGGCAUAUUUGUAAGCAAAUCGAUCCAUCGGGAAUAAGUAUGAGGGAGAAUCUGGCUAAGUAUUUGUUUCGUAAAAAUGGAGAUGCUUUAUGCGCAUGAAUCAUGAUCACUUUCUUGGUUGUAAGAACUCCCUUCUUUUUAUUUUUCUGUGUUAUGAGAUUAUAAUUGAAUUUAGGGAUUGAGAUACAAAAUGCAGAAUAGAGAUCAAGAUUUAUUAUUU
Molecule: messenger RNA, 1499 nt
Organism: Erythranthe guttata (spotted monkey flower)
Lineage: Eukaryota; Viridiplantae; Streptophyta; Magnoliopsida; Lamiales; Phrymaceae
Product: nuclease
Cellular component (GO): ESC/E(Z) complex; PRC1 complex
Molecular function (GO): chromatin binding
Source: RefSeq, a predicted model, not a curated record